UCUAACACCAAGUUCGACAACUACCGCCUACCGGGUAUUUUCAUUCGACAAAUCCAGUUGCAUAUUGUAGUUGUAUCGAACCCAGGAAAAACAUGAAUAAAAUCCAGAAAACCGCCGUACUAUAUCACUACCCUUGCCCUGAUGGCGCCUUUGCUGCUUUAGCCGCUAAUCUUUACUUUUCUCACUGCUCAACCACCGCCGCCGCUCUCUUCUUCCCGAACACCGUAUAUUCGCCUCUCAGGGUUGAGGAUUUACCUCUAAAUGAAAUCAACCGUGUUUACCUUCUUGAUUUUGUGGGUCCUCCUGGUUUCAUUAAAAAGCUCUCUUCCAAAGUCGAACAGAUUGUGGUCUUAGACCAUCACAAAACUGCACUUGAGAUGCUAGGUUCAGGGGCUUCAGUUAGUGGAAACGUGAUUAAUGUGAUAGAUAUGAAGAGGAGUGGGGCUACUAUUGCUUAUGAUUAUUUCAAGGAAAAGCUCUUACAUGGGGACAUUAAUAGUGGCAAAGAUGGUAAUCAAGAAGGUGUUCAGGUAUUUGAUAGAGUAAGGAGACUUUUUGAAUACAUUGAAGAUAGCGACUUGUGGAGGUGGCAUCUUCCUAAUAGUAAAGCAUUUAGCAGCGGUUUGAAGGAUUUGAACCUUGAAUUUAAUGCCAGAUUGAACCCCUCCUUGUUUCAACAGUUGUUAUCGUUGGACCUUGAAUCUCUCAUACGCCAAGGUAUGGAGAGCUUAUCAUACAAACAGAGGCUCAUUGAUGAGGUUCUUGAGCAGUCAUAUGAAAUUGCACUUGGUGGUGGAGCAUAUGGACGUUGUCUGGCCGUCGAUGCAGAUUCCAUUUCUGAGUUAAGGAGUGAGCUUGGAAAUCAGUUAGCAAAUAAAAGCCAUAAAAGGAACUUGAGGGGAAUUGGAGCUGUUGUAUAUAGAGUACCCGAGCUUGAAAAUGAUGAUCUGCUGAAGAUAAGCCUAAGAAGCAUUGAUAAUGAGGAUACGACCCCGAUUUCACAGGAAUACGGAGGUGGGGGGCAUCGAGAUGCUAGUUCAUUCAUGUUAAAAAGUGAAGAGUUUCAGACAUGGAAAUCUUAGGUUGAUACCUCGACCUAGGCGUGUAGCCCCUUCUAUUCUAAUUUGUUUAGUACCAUUACUUCCUAUGUGAGGGGUCCCCUUCUAUAUUCUUAAUUAUGUUUCCACUCAUGGAUAACACUGGUUGACGUUGUACAUAAUUUUUUGCACAUUAAGGUAUUCAUACACUCAUAUAUUCGAGCGGGCCCCAUCCCAUGUGCGUAGGGAACAUCUUGAUAGACAAAAAAUAUGUACACCUCAGAGCCAAGUACCUUGUGUGCAGAAACAAAAACAUAUGCACAUGUUCUUUAAACCUUAGACAAUGUGAAGGGAUCUUUUCAAUUGAGAACAAAGUUCUUUUUUUGUAAUAACUGCAAUAAUUUAUUAAUUACUCAAUUCAUUUUUAAGCA
Molecule: messenger RNA, 1468 nt
Organism: Olea europaea var. sylvestris
Lineage: Eukaryota; Viridiplantae; Streptophyta; Magnoliopsida; Lamiales; Oleaceae
Exons: 7
Coding region: 93-1082 (329 amino acids)
Source: RefSeq, a predicted model, not a curated record